Vicia faba (fava bean) is the source of this 921-nucleotide messenger RNA. Lineage: Eukaryota; Viridiplantae; Streptophyta; Magnoliopsida; Fabales; Fabaceae. The record is from the annotation of a GenBank genome assembly.
AUGAAUUUUGCUAGAAAGAAACGAGUCACCGAUCCGUUCGACGAUGAAGCCAAAGCUCGACUCGUCGGCGCUAAUUUCCGGCAACUGAGUGGCGUCAGUAGUGGAAGCGAGCAUUCCGGUUCCGGUGACGGAGAAUUCACUUCUUCACCGUCUCUGUCUGAGCUUGUGCAUGAUUUCCUCGAGGAGGAUAAUGAAAACGCGUCUGACUCAGCAGAGAACGAUUUCGACUCGGAGCGAGUUGACUCGGUUUCGGAAUGCUUGGACUCGGUGGAGAGUCUGUUAAGAUUAAGAGGUGAAAAUGCUGAUGCAGAUUCUUACAUGAACAUGCUUCGCGUGCAUGUUUCUGAAGCUGCAGUUAAGUUCGCAUUUCUAAAGGAACGAAGCUUUUCCGUUUUUAAUAGAAAUGUGAUGUCGUUUUUGCGUGAGAAGGGACACAAUGCUGCGAUUUGUAAGACGCGGUGGGAAUCCUCCGGCGGAUUAACCGCCGGCAGCCACGAGUUUAUCGACGUGGUGCAAUCUGGAUCGUCCACGUGGCAGACUAGGUACUUCAUCGAGCUUGUUUUCGCUGGACAAUUUGAAAUCGCACGGCCGACGAGUCGUUACAUGGAGAUUAUGAGUUACGUUCCUGGAAUUUUCGUUGGAACAUCAGAGGAGCUUAAACGCACCGUUUUGGCAUUGUGUGGUGCUGUGAAACUGUGUUUAAGGAGUAGAGGGUUAUCGAUACCUCCUUGGAGAAAGAACCGGUACAUGCAGAAUAAGUGGUUUGGACCGUAUCGUAGAACUACGAACCCGGUUCAGGGAAAUUCGGUUCCAGGUGUUGUUUCUUCUUUCGGUGGUGUUAAAUGUAGGUUAGUUGGGUUCAACGACGCCGUUUCGGAGAAUAGACAUAGUGUUUCUGCUGCAUUUGUCCGAACAAGAUAA